AUGGUGAGCCAAGGCCAUGCUCUCCUAGCUGAGGUACUCCAACUCAGCAGCUCCUUGCCACCAGCUCUGCAACCUGCCACCACCAAAUUUGCACCCAUCCUGUUCGACUUCCGCUAUUUCAGAGACCCAGAUGCCCAUGACCAGAAGGUCGAAGCCAGCCGCGAGCUGACCAGCUUAGAUGAAGAGUUCAGAGAGAAUCCUGAGCGGCGGCAGCUGCUGCUGGAGGCUGUGGCGCUGGUGGGUGCCCUGCUGCUAUCCCUGGACAGGCGCAUCGAUGGAGCUGUGCGCGAGCGCUCUGUCGUGGCCUACUACCGCCUCAAGGGCGGCGCGCAGGCAUGGGCCCCCGACCCUUCUAAUUCCCUUGCAGCCAGGGGACCUGGAUGCAUCGUUCAACUGCCUUCAUGGUCAAACCGACUGUACCACCUCAUGAACUUUGAAAGAUAUCCUGAGUCCUACUUUGCCAGGCUGGCGCUCCCACAGGAGGCCAUCAUGGCGGUCGUGGUGCACUAUCCUGCGCCGGAGCAUCGGACGGCUGCGCUGUCGCACCAGGCGGCUGGGCUUUACUUGGCUCUCUACUUUGUGCCCCAAGUGCUGCAUCGCGACUCUUCCCUCAUGCGCACCCUUGUGGACAGGCACUUUGCGGACAACUGGGUGGUGGCUUGGGGCCCGGGGUUCCGCUCGGAUUUGGCGCUGGAGUGGGAGAGCUUCAAGGCGGCGCGCGGCGCGUUGGGCGGUGUGAUAACGGCCGCGCGCGCCAAGGACAUGGCCGCCACCUACGCCGCCGCGCUGCCGCAGCUGCAGGCCCAGCUCUCCUCCUUCCUGGUGGAGGGCAAGCUCAAGGAGGAGUAUGUGCUAGAGCACAUGGCGGAGGUGUUCUCGUGCUUGCGCAGCUGCAACGUGGCCCUGCGCUGGCUGCUGUUGCACACCGCCGCCUCCCACCGCAAGCUGCGCGCCGCCAUCGCCUCCGCCGCGCCGCCGCCCAACGCCCUGCUCGCUCUGCUGCUUGACACCGCCCUCCUGGAAUACGAGGUGCGGCGGGGUUACAGCGUGCUGCUGGAGAGCAAGACGGAGCGGUGGCAUGCACAGAGGCGCGCCCUGGUGGAGGCCAUCCAGGACCUGGCCGCCUUCUACCAGGCGCUGCAGGCGCUCCCCCGCUCAACCUCCACCGCCGACCUCUCCGACUGGUUCGACCACCUCAUCCAGCAGGUGGAGGGGAUGGACUAUGCCGACCCGACAGGCACCUCGCGGAGCGUGCAGUCGCUGACGCUGGCACUGGACGACGCAGAGCGGUUCCAUCCGCCGGAGGCCGCGCUGCAGACCAAGCAGUUCCUGGCCGCCAUCCGUGGCCACCUGGCGCACACGCUGCGCAUCGCGGAUGUGAAGGAGGAGCUGCUUGCCACGCUGGCGGCCGUGGCUGACUUCGCCUACGGCUGGGGGCUGCUCGACUCAUACGUCGCCCGCCUGCAGGCGGAGGUGCGCGCGGACCCGGGGACGGUGCUGAAGCUGCGCUGCCUGUUCCUGAAGAUGCGUUCCCUGCUGGAAGUCCCCCUGCUGCGGCUGGGCCAGGCACGCGCUCCUGCCCUCUCCGCCACAUCGCGCGUCUACUCUUCCGCCCUCCUCGCCUUCUCCCGCCUCAUUCUCCAGGUGGUGCCGGCGACGGUUGGGGAUCUGCUGGAUCAGAUGGUGGUGGUCACGAGCGCGCGCAUGACGCCUCUGCCGCCGCGGCUGGACGUCGGCCGCCUGCGGGAGGCCGCUCAGCUUCCGCAGCGCGCGCAGCUGGCCGCCCUCGCGCACCGCAUCGCCGCUUUCGCCGAGGGAAUGCGCGCCAUGGAGAAGACAUUUGUGGGCGUGGUGGAGCUGCAGCCGACGCGGCUGCUGGAGGACGGCCUGCGAGCGCACCUGGCGCAGCGUGCGGCGGCCGCGGCUGCGACGGCAUUGUCAUUCUCCAACCUGCCCGCGCUGCUGGCGUACCCGCCUCUGUCGGCUGCCGGCCGCUCCGCGCUCGCCGGCCUCUUCGGCGGCGGCGCGUCCCUCUCAGCCAGCAUCCCGGGGCGGCAGGACCUUGUGGCGCGGCUGGGCGAGCUGGCCGCCAAGCUGCGAGCGUUGCGCGACGCUUUUGAGGUGGUGCAAGAUCUAGUGGACCUGCCCGGCCUGCGCGUGUGGCACACCCAGCUGCAGCGGGUUCUCUCUGCCAAUCUUGCCGCCGAGCUGCGCAGAUUCAGGAGGGUGGCGGAGAGCAGCAUGGCCAGCACCAGCGGAUGGGAUGGGGCGCCCCCAGAGGCGCUGGGCGGCCCCAAAGACGAGCUUUAUGGGGAACCCGUCACCUUCCUUGGCAGGCUGGUCGGGGAGGUGUUGCGGCUGAGUGACCCUGUGCGCACGCAGUUCCAGCCGCUGCUCUGCGCCUGGCACGACGCCAGCGGUGGCGAGGUGCUGGGCAUGGCUGCGUUCGGUGCGCUGGCGGCGGCGUUUGACGGCCCCGGGCUGCGGUGCACGGGCGCGGUGGUGGCAGCGCGCACGCACCAGACGCUGCACGCCGGCCUCUCCCACAUACGCGCUGAGCUCGACGCCGGGUGGCGGGCGUCGCUGGCGGAUCUGCGGGAAGCGGUGGGGUCCUCCACAGCGCCACCGGAGGGGGGUCCCGGCGUCUAUGUGGAAGCUGCCAGGGCGGCUUCGCGGCAGCUGCAGCCUCUGGCUGUGCUCAUCGCGUCCCUGGGCCAAAUGCAGCUUCUGCAGCAGCGCAUCCGGCACGAGCUUGCCUCCAUCAGCAGGUUGGAAGGGGACGCUCUACUGCACUGCGCAUUGGAAGGACUCAAUGCAGCGCUUCUUGCGGACGCCAAGGCCGCAGCAUCAGCGCAAGGAAGCAGCAUUGAGCCGCCGGCGUCCCCUGUCACCCCUCUGCAGCCGGAGCUCGCAGACCUUUUCGAGGCUGCUGGCCUCAGCAAUCCAAUGGAGAAGGUUUAUGAGAGGCCGGCAGCGCUGCCAGAGUUACCAGAGGUUUUGUUCCUGGUGCUAUUCUCGCUGCUGGAUGCAUAUGCAUUCAACCGGCGGCUGGCGUUGCUGGAGAGGGCUGACAGGAAGGCUCCCGAUUCGGUGCCCCUUGCCUGCGGCUUCGCCACCCUUCUGCGCCAGUUCCACCCCUGCUACGCCGAGGCGUUUCUGCAGUGCGUGGGGCAGUGCAUCCAGAUAUAUGUGCAGACAGCGACUGGGGCAGUGGCGCAGGGAGUGCAGGCUGCUGGGAUCGAUGUGGCACUGCCCAGAAAGAUUGGAACGCUCGUGGCAUUCGUUGAGAGCGUGAGCGAGUUUGGCGGGAUGUCCCAGUCGCUUGUGCAUCAGUACAUACCGCCAUUCAUAGCUGACACUUGGCUGUCGGUGCUGGCAUGA
Coccomyxa subellipsoidea C-169 is the source of this 3381-nucleotide messenger RNA. RefSeq lists its product as hypothetical. Gene Ontology annotation, biological process: endosome organization; endosome fission; regulation of actin nucleation. The transcript has 20 exons. The record is from RefSeq and is a predicted model, not a curated record. The coding region runs from base 1 to 3381 and encodes 1126 amino acids. Lineage: Eukaryota; Viridiplantae; Chlorophyta; Trebouxiophyceae; Coccomyxaceae. Gene Ontology annotation, cellular component: WASH complex; endosome.